AUGGAGACCGAGUCUACCGAGGAGUCUCCGUCGCCCGAUUUUCAUAUCCUUGACGUAUUUGUUUCUUUCAGAUCUUUAGAGGUACAGCCCAGCUCCGAAGGACAAGAGAGCAUUUCAGAACCUCUUCCUUCUUCGGGUAGCAGUCCUAGGUCUGCUGUAGAUGCUGUGACUGUCCCAACUGUAUUACGUGAAGUGCCUCAUAGGCCGUAUUCUGUGCUCACAGAGCCCUCUUCUGAAAGUCUCGAGGCUGCUUGCCCUGGAUCCCAUCAGAUAGGCCAUGGGAGGUUUGGCUAUCAACCCCUCUAUAUUUCUUAUGUAACUCGGAAGCCCUGUACCACAGACCCCAACUCAAAGCAUGAUCCUGCCUCUUAUCCUGGUCAUAGCUCUGUUCACAGCUGUAGUCCUGGCUCGGGUUUGGGCUCUGGUCCUGGCCACAUUUGUUGUACUGGCCAAGGCUCCGGUCCUCCAUCUGGACCUGCUACUGCCCCUGAACCUGCUCCUGCUCCUGCCCCUGGGCCUUGUCCUGCUGACUCUGAACCUAGUCAAAAAGUCAGCUCCAGCAUUCCUCAAGGGUUCAGAAGCAUCCCGCCAGAUCUGCUCCCUUGUGUUGGGUGGAAUCAGUACUGCUACUGUGAGCGGCACCGACAACCCUGGGAACAUAUACAAGUCAAAGAACCUGGAGUACGAGGGCCAUGGAAACCCCCCGAGGCUGAAAGGAAACCUGAGUUGCUUUGUAAAACACUGCCCCGUGGCCAGUGCCUCCUUCGCAACUGGGUGGAAGAGAGAUCCACCAACUGCUUGGAUGAAAUCCCAAGAUUGCAAGAUGGUUCUGAGAGUUACUUCUUCCGACACGGACACCAGGGACUGCUGAGCACGCAAGUUCAGUCACCCAUGUCUUCCAGCACCACCCAGAAAGACUCAUACAGGCCCCCAAGAAAUGUCUGUCAGCCACUUCGAGGGAACCGUGAAGCUAGGCUGGAGAUGCUCUUGUACCACCAGGUCUGUAAAGAGGUGCAGGCAGAGCAAGAACCUUCAAGGGAGCUCUUUGAAGCCGAGUCAGUAACACACCAUGACUACAGAGCGAAGCUGGUACAAACAGGGCCUCCAGCCCCCACAAAGCCUCAUGAUUACCGCCAGGAACAGCCUGAGACGUUCUGGAUACAGAGAGCACCACAGCUACCGGGUGUCAGUGACAUCAGGACACUGGACACACCUUUCCGGAAGAACUGCAGCUUCUCAACGCCAGUGCCCUUGUCUCUUGGGCAGCCUUUGCCUUAUGAACUUGAGACUUUCCCCCACCAAAUGGGGGCAAUGUCUUCCCUUGCCUGUCAGGGAGGAGGAGAGGGGUGUGGCGGACAACUCCAGCCUAAGAGUUGAGGAGGGAAGCAGACAUGGAAUUUGGGAUCUAUUUCUGUUUAUACUGUAGAGGCAGGUGUGGGAGGAGCUAAUUCUCUGUGCUUGAUGAGGGGGUUUACAUAAAGCACUCUCCUCCUGAA
This is a messenger RNA of Phodopus roborovskii (desert hamster), 1496 nucleotides long. RefSeq names its product sperm associated antigen 8 (gene Spag8). Gene Ontology annotation, cellular component: cytoplasm; nucleus. The transcript is spliced from 7 exons. Lineage: Eukaryota; Metazoa; Chordata; Mammalia; Rodentia; Cricetidae. Gene Ontology annotation, molecular function: microtubule binding. Bases 1 to 1377 code for a protein of 458 amino acids. Gene Ontology annotation, biological process: positive regulation of transcription by RNA polymerase II. The record is from RefSeq and is a predicted model, not a curated record.